This is a messenger RNA of Salarias fasciatus (jewelled blenny), 1364 nucleotides long. It is a transcript of the gene timm17a, whose product is annotated as translocase of inner mitochondrial membrane 17 homolog A (yeast). Lineage: Eukaryota; Metazoa; Chordata; Actinopteri; Blenniiformes; Blenniidae. Gene Ontology annotation, cellular component: TIM23 mitochondrial import inner membrane translocase complex. The transcript has 6 exons. The coding region runs from base 64 to 570 and encodes 168 amino acids. The record is from RefSeq and is a predicted model, not a curated record. Gene Ontology annotation, molecular function: transmembrane protein transporter activity. Gene Ontology annotation, biological process: protein import into mitochondrial matrix.
CGUUACGUCAUUGUGUCACGUGCUUGACUUGCGCUGCGUCAGUGGGAACAGCGAAAGAACAAAAUGGAGGAAUAUGCCAGAGAGCCAUGCCCCUGGAGGAUUGUGGAUGAUUGUGGAGGAGCCUUCACCAUGGGAGCGAUUGGUGGAGGAAUAUUUCAGGCAGUAAAAGGCUUCAGAAAUGCACCUUCAGGGAUGAGUCACAGAAUGAGGGGAAGCUUGACUGCCAUCAAGACCAGAGCUCCACAACUUGGAGGGAGCUUCGCAGUAUGGGGCGGCCUCUUCUCCAUGAUUGACUGUAGUUUAGUAAAAGUACGAGGAAAGGAGGAUCCAUGGAACUCAAUAACAAGCGGAGCCAUGACAGGAGCUAUUCUCGCUGCAAGAAACGGACCAGUGGCCAUGGUGGGCUCUGCGGCGAUGGGGGGGAUCCUGCUGGGCUUGAUAGAAGGAGUAGGAAUCCUCCUCACGAGGUUCGCCUCUUCACAGUUCCCCACUGGUCCCCAGUUUGCAGAAGAGCCUGCCCCGGCCCCCAUGUCCGGCCCUUCCUUUGGAGACUACAGGCAAUAUCAGUGAGAGAGGACCCCUCAUUCCUUCAUCCACUAGGCCUUUUUUGAAUUCCUUGCUGGUGCAGAUUCCCACACAUCAAACAAUAGAAACUGCUCCCAACUUCAUGGACUGACUCUGAGGCAUGACGGAAGAACGCCAUCUUCAUUCCUACUUCCUCUGGAGCCACGCACAGAUCUGCCUUUAGCCAUUCUCAGCCUUGUCAUGUGCAUCUGUUUCUGCCAACACUGGUGAAAUGUAGACGUGUGGAGAGCUGUCACACCUGUGGGAAUGUGUGUUUUUCUAUUGUCUUCACAUACACAGUGUACUGCAUGCUGUCUGAUUGAUGAGCCCCCAUUAUGUUGAAUUUAAGAAGAUAUGUCAUAGAUGAAACUUGAUGAUUCAUAGAAUACUUAUAUACUAUAUACAGUUUAAAAAAAGUCCUCAUUCUGUCAUGUUAGUCUUUAUUUGCUUUGAAUGUGUCACAUGCUUGAGUGAGUCAGCCGCAGACUCUUGGCUGGCCUUUAAGGUAGAUUAUAUUCAGAGGUAUGAAUGAAAACAGACAUCUCUGACACUCUGCCAUUCCCAGAAUAUAAGUUUGUGUUGAAGUGAUUUAUUUAUUUUAGUUUUUAAUGAGUUGAAGCCGCUUGUUCAGUUUCAUAUGACAGUGAUUUCACAUUCAGCACAUAUUGUGGAAAGGAUGGCUAAUGACGACGGACGGCACAGGCAGGAAGAAUAAAUGGAGAAACCCAAGCAAGGGGUUGGUGCAUCGUGUUUUGAAUCUGUACGACAGAUUGAACUAAGAUACAAUAAAGAAAAACAUU